UGAUGAGGUUGAGCCAGGCCAAACAUCCAGAGUGGUAGCGAACAAGCAAGCCCCAAGCAGCUGAGCUCCUGAGCUAGCCCUUCCUGAGGGUUUACUGAAGCGAGAAUCAAUUCUGUACUUUGUUUUGUAACUCACGCUGCAGGUUGGAUUUGUAUUCCACAACUUUCUGCUAUAGGUUUCUUGACUGAUCCCCCUGCUUUCAUCCUGCCUCACCAUGAAUACCAUCGCUAACAUAAUGCAGGAGCUGCGUGACUAUUGGGCAGACCAUUUCUCACGCAGAUUUCUACCUAAGAGGCCUCCCCUUCGCCGAAUCAACUCCAUUUCCACUUUCUACCUCCUGGACUACAGAACCCGGCAGGCUGAACUGGGUUUGGAUUACGGCCCUCCGCGGGCUCAGCUGAGCGAUGCCAAGUUUGUCUUCCAGGAUGGCAAAUGGCAAGGUGAGAGUGGCCUCUCUCAUCGGCCGCCACUGCUGCAGUUAUUCUCCUCCCAUGACCGGGAGCAGUCCUGUAAGGUAAUGAAGAAGGAGAACAAGGCUCUCCUGGAGGAGAACAAUUACCUGAAGCUGCAGCUCGAGCUGCUGAUGGACAUGCUGACAGAAACCACGGCCCGACUGCACACGGUGGAGAAAAAGAUGGACAUCCCCACAUGGCACACCAAGAUCAAGAAGCCAAAUAAGGUGUUGAUGCUUAAGUCCUAGCAGGAACGUUGGAUGCAAGACCAGGGAGUUUACACUUGCUUGGUUCCAGAAAUCUAAAAAAUUCCUGAAUAAAAU
Molecule: messenger RNA, 775 nt
Organism: Mauremys mutica (yellowpond turtle)
Lineage: Eukaryota; Metazoa; Chordata; Testudines; Geoemydidae
Gene: CBY3
Product: chibby family member 3
Exons: 2
Coding region: 215-700 (161 amino acids)
Source: RefSeq, a predicted model, not a curated record